Molecule: messenger RNA, 6021 nt
Organism: Harpegnathos saltator (Jerdon's jumping ant)
Lineage: Eukaryota; Metazoa; Arthropoda; Insecta; Hymenoptera; Formicidae
Gene: Delta
Product: neurogenic locus protein delta
Exons: 5
Coding region: 254-2788 (844 amino acids)
Biological process (GO): heterophilic cell-cell adhesion; cell communication; establishment or maintenance of epithelial cell apical/basal polarity
Cellular component (GO): protein-containing complex; plasma membrane
Molecular function (GO): calcium ion binding
Source: RefSeq, a predicted model, not a curated record
CUCGCCUUGGCGCAGCGAUGGUGCAGCUAAAAUACAGUACGUGGGAGCGUAUACCUGCCCCACCCUCCUGUUGGAACCCCUCGUCACGUGGUCUUCGGGCCAGGGUACCUUCUCGCUGAUAGUGGAGGCUUAUCACGACGCAAACACCACACAAUCGACCGAGAAAGUGCUGAUCAGCAGGCUGACCACCCAGAAAUGGCUGGACGUCGGGCAGGAUUGGACCGUGGACGAAUACAGGAGUGCCCACGCGCGGAUGGAGUACGAGUACCGGGUGAGGUGCGUGGCGCACUACUACGGCAAGGGCUGCGAGAACUUGUGCCGGCCGCGGGACGACAGCUUCGGCCACUACAGCUGCAGCCCGAUCGGCGAGCGCGUCUGUCUCACCGGCUGGAAGGGCGACUACUGCAACACCCCCCGCUGCCUGCCCGGAUGCGACGAACAGCACGGACACUGCCAGCAACCCAACGAAUGCCUAUGUCACAACGGCUGGAAGGGUCCAUUGUGCAAUCAGUGCGUGAGAUACCCGGGCUGCCUUCACGGUAGCUGCCAAAAGCCCUGGGAGUGCGAGUGCGACGAGGGCUGGGGCGGACUGUUCUGCAACCAGGACCUCAACUAUUGCACCAAUCACAAGCCCUGCAUGAACGGCGGCACCUGCUUCAACACCGGCCAGGGCUCGUACACCUGCUCGUGUCCGUCAGGUUUUACCGGCGCCGAUUGCCAGACGCCGCUCUUCGACUGUCACUCGAAGCCGUGCAUGAACGGCGGUACCUGCACGAUGGAAUCAUCCGGGAGCUACGCCAACGGAAGUGUCUCGUCAACGUCGUUGUUGUCGUCAACGUCAUCAUCGUCGUCGUCACCGUCGUCGUCGUCGUCGUCGUCGUCGUUGUCGUCGUCAUCGUCGUCGUCGUUGUCGUCGUCGUCGUCGUCGUCGUCGUCGUCAUCAUCGUCAUCAUCGUCGUCGUCGUCGUCGGCUGCCGGAAGCAACGUUGGCAAUAGUGCUCUGGAAUCAUCCUCCUCCUCCUCCUCCUCCUCCUCGAGGCAGCAUCAUCACAUCACCGGCUACCGUUGCACCUGUCCGCCCGGUUGGCGAGGUAGACACUGCGAGAUCACGACGAAAUCUUGCCGGGAUUCACCCUGCCAUCACGGCGCCACCUGCGAGGACGACUCUGUGCACGGCUACGUGUGUCGGUGCGCGGCCGGCUACACCGGCAACGACUGCGAGUCGCAGCUCGACGAGUGCGCGCCGAACCCGUGCACCAACGGCGGCACCUGCACAGACUACGUGAACGGCUUUCGGUGUACCUGCCCGGCUGGUUUUACCGGCGAGCGCUGCGAGAUCAACGUGGACGACUGCCAAGGCGACCCGUGCCUCAACGGCGGCACCUGCGUGGACCUGGUGAACAGCUUCCGCUGUCAGUGCGUGCCGGGCUACGUCGGGCGGCUCUGCCAGGACAAGGUGGACUAUUGCCUGGCGAAGCCGUGCGCGAACGGCGGCAGGUGCAUCUCGGGGACCAACGAUUACCGUUGCGUAUGCAAGCCCGGCUUCACCAGCAAGGACUGCAGCGUGGACGUGGACGAGUGCCGGAGCGCGCCUUGUCAGAACGGCGGCACGUGUCGGAACCGCGUCAAUGGUUUCCUCUGCGACUGCCCGGACGGCUGGUACGGCGACACGUGCAACGAGGAGGCCGGUGUCGCGUCUGCGGCAGCAGCCGCUGCCGCCGCCGCUGCCGCCGCCGCAUCCGCUGCCGCCGCCGCCGCCUCCGGCGGGUCGGCAGUUUUGCCGUCCGCAGCAGCGGCGUCUUUCAACACCGCCGGCGGCUCGGUCGUGUCGCCGGCGGUGCCGCCAUCGGGCGCCAGCUACUGGUCCGGCAAUCUGUCGAAGCACGUCGCUACAGCGGAGGCCAGGAACGCCGGUCUCACGACGGAGCACAUAGUCAUGAUCGCGACCAUCUCCACCGCGGUGCCGGUCUUCGUGCUGGUCGCCAUCGUCGCGGUCAUGUGCAUGAAGAGACGGCGGAAACGCGAGCAGGCCAAGGCCGACGAGGAGGCCCGGCUGCAGAACGAGAGGAACGCGGUGCACAGCAGCAUGAGCAAGCGCAGCGCCAGUACGAUCGGCAUCGGCGGCGUAGUCGGCGGCGCCGGCGGCGGCCUCCUCAGCAGCGCUGCCAGCAGCGGCCUCAUCGGCGCCGGCAGCGGCAGCGUCUGCGCCUUGGGCGCCGGUGACGCGCACAUGAUCAAGAACACCUGGACGGCGAACAAGAGCGUGAACAACGUGGCGUCGGUGACGCGGCAAGACGACCUCGACUCAUCGUUCCAGACCGACGUGACGCUCGACAGCGCGUGCUCGGGUUACAAGCCGGAACCGGUGCUGCAGGACGGCAGGACCACGAGGACGACGAAGCAGCUGAACACGGAGGCGGCCGCGCACAGAGCGUCGGCUCAUCUCUUCCAAAAGGAAAAGGACUGUCUCGGCCUGGGCCUCGGCAUCGGGGUCUUGGAGAGUGCCAAGAGGUCGUCCAUGUUCUCCACCGGCAACACGCCGGACGUCUGUUGCGCCGCGGAGGCCGCGUUGCUCAAAAGGCCGACGACGAUAUCGGAAGCCGUUAGCGGCGGCGGCGGUGGUGGUGGUGGUGGUGGUGGUGGUAGUGUUGCUGCUGCUGCUAAUGCUGCUGGUGGUCCACCAGGAAGCGGCGGUGUCACGGACAACAACAGUUGCGGUGUGUAUGUGAUAGACGAUCAUUACAGGCAUGACGCCGCGCUGGCGGCGACGCUCGCGACGGAAGUGUAGUAGCAGUCGGACGCCGGACUUUGUAGUAGACUCCGUUAGAAAUUAUCGAGAGAGAGUGUGCGUGUGUAUGUGAGUGAGAGAGAGAGAGAGAGAAAGUGGACGUAUACCUGUGUGCAUGUCUGUGCGAGUGUGAGAGACCCAGAGAGGAAGAUAGUUCGUGUGCUUGCGCGAUUCGUGGAUCUUUCAGUGGUCCCAGCGCGCAUUUGCGCGUGUGUGCGUGCGUGUGUAUGUAUGUGUGUAUGUGUGUGUGUGUGUGUGUGUGUGCGUGUGUGUGUGUGUGUGUGUGUGUGUACGAAUCGACGAACCCAGUUUGGUUUCCUCUUCGAUUUCUUCGGGCGACAGCCGCACUCUCGCGCCGCGGUGUCUUCGUCCUGGGAUGCCCGAGCGGUUCGUUUCCUUCUUCUCGCCCUGUGUACAUCGUUUAUUUUUUUCUCACCCCUUCCCCCCCUCCGCCUUCUCUUUUUUUAUCGGUACCACAAACCUUUCUCGCGAAAAAUACGUGUACGUGCAUCCACGAUCGAGGAGAGAGACGCGCGCCGCUGGCCAGUUUAGGUUUGCGCUGGACGACACGCGAGGACCAGCCGAAGACACUCGAUCGACCGACCGAUCGAAAGGGUCUGAUCGAGAGAGGCGACACGAGAGAAGAAGAAACAACGCGAUGCUGUGGGGGUCGGCCGGCUCACCCGAACGCCGCCGACCCGUCCUUAGAUAUUAAUAUUGUAUCGUGCUCGAUAUUUGCGAAAACUCUGUACAGAACUAAUUUAUUAUUAUUGUUAUUUACUUAUUCUAUUAGGAUUGCGCUAUUAAUUAAUAUUAUUAUUAAUAUUAUUACAACGCAUAGCAUUAUCAUUGUUCCCGGUAUUAGUUCUUUUUCGAAUUUGCGUGACCCGGGCUCGGUCGCGAACGAAACGCGCGACCGCGAGAGCUCUUGCGUGCAUGUGUGCGUGUGAGAGUGUGAGUGCGCGAGUUGGAGAGAGAAAGAGGAAGAGAGAGCCUGCGGCGUGCAUGUGGGUAUAUGAGUAUGUGUAUGUAUGUACGCGCGUGUAUAGUUGCGAGCGAGAAAGUUCAACGACGGAUCAACAUCCUCGAACGACGUCGCCUCUUCGUGGGAUGAAAUGUUUUCGCCUUCUCAUUUGUCUUCUUUUUUUUUAUACGUUAUCUUUUCUCUUAUUUUUUUUUUUUUUUUUUCUUUUGGUUUACGAACGAUGAGAGAUGCAUUCCCUUUCUCGGACAAGGUAACAUCGCGCGGCGUGAGAAAACUUUCUUUCUGGUAAGUAGCGGAUAUUUGGCGGUGAUCCUGGACUCGCGAUGGAAAGAGAAGGACGAGAAAAGUGUUCGCUCGACCCUCCGGGAUUUUUUCCUCCGCUUCGGCGACUGUCCCGAGGAGUCGGGUGAUUGUCGCGUCGUCGUUGGCGCGACGUUCCUCGCGCUCUUCUCGCCGGUGAGACACCGGCCGAUUGAAAGGGUGAAACGUGGCCUUUACGUGCGAAGCUUCGUCCUUUUAAUCCGAAGACGCGCGUCGGACGGCUCGGCCGAUGGCGCGACGCAGACGAUUCCGUAAGUUUCAGCAAGGGUGAACGCGGGGUGAAAUUGACGCGUGAAGCGUAGACUGGACGACGCGCGAUAGAUAAGUAAGCUUUGGUAGGAAGAAAAAAAUACAAAACGCAAAAAAAAUCAAAAACACGAGAGGAAAGGUCCUCCGCCCGUGCGGGGGGAAUCUUCCGGUCAUGCGCACAAGACGAUGCGUUUCGUUCGACGAGACAUUGCGCGCUCGCGCUAACGCACGCGGUUGAGGAGACUUCAGUAGAUGUGUGUAUAAAUUAUACAGAUAAUAAAGAAAUAUACGUAUGUAUAUAUAUAUAUAUAAUAUGUAUAUAUAUAUAUAUGUGUGUGUGUAUAUAUAUGUGUGUGUGUGUGUGUAUGAGUGUGUGUGUGUAUGUGUAUGUAAGAAUACAAACACAGUGAGAGACAGACCCAGCGUCGUCAUCGGUGGCGGCGUCUCGAGACGACGAGGCGGAUUGUUCCGAAGUGGCUUGGCGCCGAAAUUAGCGAGAGAAGACGAAUCGCGCGUCAUCUCGCACGCGAAGAAACGUCGAAUCGAAUCGGAGAGCGACCGAUUUCUCCCUUCCACGCUCGUCAACUUUGUCACGGCGACAGCUAGGAGAGAUCGAUUCUUUCCCGACGCGAGAGUCCGGAAGUCAUUCGAAGAAACAAGUACCGCGAAAGACGUGCUUCCGGAGAUGACUUCUCUCUCAGAGUAGGAGGCAGGCAUUUGGACGUCCCCUCGGGACGUUGUCCGCGUUUCCGGUCGCCAUCAUCCGGAAAGUGGGAAAGGAUCGGUCGCGCAAACUUCGCCUCAAAGUUGACUCGGUCGCGCGAGCUUUCGCGAAUUCGCCCGUCCUCCGCGCCAUUCGUUCGCAACGGACCGGCGAAUUUGCGGUUUCAAGCGAUAUCUCAUCGUCUCGACGUUCGCUCGCGCGUGAAGAAGAGUCGAGCAGAGCGCGAUUCGGCUCUCUCGCGGAUGCGAGUCAAUCCUCGCGCGGGACGCGCGACGGAUCGCUGACGGUCAUCGCGCACGGUCGCCGGUUAAUUAAUUAUUUAUUUAUGUGGCUGCUGAUUGCGGACGCGCGACGAUUUUACACGGCGCAACAAAACAAGCGGGUGGCGAGAGAAACAGAGCCGCCGAUAAUUACGACGGCUGAUGACAAUGACGAUGUGACGAUAUUUUGUGACGUCCGAAGCGCAUGUGCGUAAGUUAGAACGCGUGUGAAAGAGAGAGAGAGAGUGCGUGCGUGUGCGUGUGUGUGUGUGUGUGUGUGUGCAUGUAUGUGAAUGCGUGAAUUGUAGCGAACAAAGAUUCGAUGAUGUUCCUGUUACAAAUAAUGAUAAUUAAAUAAACGAAAUGCAAGUAUUCGACUAAGUCAGGCUUACGUUCGGGAUGUCGCUCGCUCGCGCGCUCGCACGGCCUUAGCGCCGGUAGCGGUUGUUGCAGCCGCGUAUCGAUCACAUCGCGAUGGUGAUCGCGGAUCGAUCGAGGAUCACCGAUCGAUCCCUGAUCCCCGCCGCCCCGCGCUACGCACCUUCCGAUCCUCGAUCGGACGCCGUCGCGCGCGCGCGCGCGCGCACGCGCGUAACAUUGCCCGAUUAACGAGAAGCGUAUACGCGUAUAGAUGCGAGAUACGAUUAUAUUGUAUGAAUUACGACGUGUAAUAAAGCUGUUGUCAUUUUUUGUA